Exserohilum turcica Et28A is the source of this 1305-nucleotide messenger RNA. RefSeq lists its product as uncharacterized. The record is from RefSeq and is a predicted model, not a curated record. Lineage: Eukaryota; Fungi; Ascomycota; Dothideomycetes; Pleosporales; Pleosporaceae. Gene Ontology annotation, biological process: proteolysis. Gene Ontology annotation, molecular function: aminopeptidase activity; metalloexopeptidase activity. The transcript has 7 exons. The coding region runs from base 1 to 1305 and encodes 434 amino acids.
AUGAAAUACACCGUUGCACUUGGUGUGCUCGCUGCUAGCGCUUUUGCAGACAAGCUCGAUGUAAACCCUACGCUUCUCCAGGCCGACAUUGUGCGCGAGCAUCUGUGGGCAGGCGCUGGAAAGCUGCAAAGCUUCGCCGACGCGACAAAGGAGAAGAAUCGAAUGGUGGCUGGUCCUGCAGAAGAAGCUACGAUUCAGUGGUUAAAGGACAGUCUUGAAGCCCUGGACUAUUACGAUGUUUCGCUCCAAACCUUUCCCUUGACCGUUCAAUUCAGCGGAUCUAUCAACGCCUUUGCCAUCAACGCUACCGCAGUUCCCAAGACAUCGUAUUCGCUUUUCCAGUUCUCCCCUAGUGGAAAUGCGACGGCACCCUUGAUGUUUGUAGAUGGUGGAUGUAACAAGACGGACUAUCCAGCCAAUCUAGCUGGAAAGAUUGCCAUAAUCCCUCGUGGAACAUGCGAAUUUGGCCUUAAGUCUACUUUUGCUGGUUCUGCGGAGGGGCCAUAUGUUCCUACUCUCAAUGUCAUUCAGGGUGUGGCAGCGCCUGUUGUAUCAGCUCUCAAACGCGGUGAAAGUGUAACUGCCAGUCUGGAUAUUGUCACAGAUAUUCGGAAGACCACUCCUUCAAAUUUGCUAGCGACAACCAAGUCCGGCGACCAGAGCAACAAGCUCAUGCUGGGGGCUCAUACAGAUUCCGUAGCUGCCGGCCCAGGCAUCAACGACAAUGGGAGUGGCAUCACCGCGUUGCUUGAGGUAGCAAAGGCCCUUCCAAAGUACGAGAUCAAAAAUGCCGUUACUUUUGCAUUCUGGACUGCGGAAGAGGAAGGACUCCUGGGUUCGAAGCAUUUCGUUAAUAACCUGCCUGCAGCCGAGGCUGCUAACAUACGCGGUUACUUGAAUUUCGAUAUGAUUGCGUCACCCAACUAUGUGAAUUCCAUCUACGACGGAAGCGGCAAAGCAUUUGGUGUGAAGGGCCCUGCGGGAUCCGCGCAGUUCCAACAGUUCUCCCAAGACUAUUUCAAAGGCGCGGGCAAGAACUCCACAGCAACAGAAUUAAGCGGUCGGUCCGACCAUAUGGCUUUCCUUGUCGCCAACAUUCCAGUCGGUGGUACUUUUACAGGAGCAGAACAGAACAAGACGGUAGAAGAAGUUGCCUUGUUCGGUGGCCAGGCUGGCCAGCCCUACGACCACUGUUACCAUCAGGCGUGUGACACACUUAGCAAUCUGAACAUGGAUGCUUUUGAGCUUCAUGCAAAGGGCAUUGCAGCUGCUGUUGCUACAUUCAUGAAUGCCUUGCAGAAUUGA